This is a messenger RNA of Trichobilharzia szidati, 3273 nucleotides long. The record is from the annotation of a GenBank genome assembly. Lineage: Eukaryota; Metazoa; Platyhelminthes; Trematoda; Strigeidida; Schistosomatidae.
AAACAACUCGUCGGAUCGGCGGGAUGCAUUAAUGUUGCGUUACACCUAUGUUUCAGGACAAUAAUUCUUCGCCGCUUAUAUGUCUAUCAAAAAUUGCUCUAGGUAACAUACCUUCCGGAUGGAAAUUAAAGCCUCAACUCAAUGAGUGUUUUAAGUUAUUUUCAAAUAUCUUGCCUUUCUCAUCUCCACUGGAGUUGGAGUAUUUUUUCCAAUUUAAUCACUUCGAAAAUAAAAAUGAAGUUAAAACUGUCUAUGGAACGUUCACUCAAUAUGAGAUAUCUAGAAAAUUAAAGCAGCUCGUGUUUCAGAAGGAUUUAUCGCUUAGUAACCUGUGUUUGCUGUCACUAACAGAAAACCCACCACCUAACUUCACAGUCAACUCUCUACUUGGGCUGCCAGAAAAGUUAUUUCGACAGUAUAUAAUAAUGAAUUUUUGUAUAUAUUGGUUCCCAAUGUCACACUUACUCUAUCACCGGAUAGUUCCUGUUGAGGUGAAUUCGGAGGCAUUUCAGACUGUUUUCAACUUCUUGGCGGAUCCUCACAUUUUCAACAAGAUGUAUGACACUUGCAGAGAUGUACAGAUAUUUAUUUCUUCUUGGAUGCAACAUGCUCAUUUCUAUGGUGUUAGUGGCGUAAACACAGAAGCUCAUCAUUAUAUGAGUGUAGUUUUCAAACACUCAGAUUACUCCCCACUUGUGGAACCUCAUACAUUGUCUAACAAGUUGGUCUCGAAUUUACGUGAAGUUCUUCAUCGGGCUACACGACUAAAACGUAACACUGCUCCAGAAGUGGUAGCUGCUGCAUUACUCGGUUUAAAAAUAGCAAAUUUCCUUUGUGAAUGUUCAGAAUAUGUACAUGCAUGCAAAGCAGCUAGAAGUAUUCAUGAAACUGUACGUUCAUUUUUCAGUCAAUCAAAAUUUCGUCAUGCUCAACUACGUUUGGAGUAUGAGGCUAUGUGCAUUAUGCUUCGAGCAAUGAAUGCGUAUAAUAUGUACUUUGAACCGGAAGAUCAACAAAUUUUUCAAAAAGAAGCGCCCAAUUUAAUGAAAUCAAUGUGGCAGGCAAAUUUAUUAAUGACUAAAUCUAGUGAUAUAAGUAAUUUCAACUAUGCAUUAUUGCCUGUCAGUUUUGAAACUCCACCUCAAGAUAAUAUGUGUAAUACUCCUGUAUUAUCAUCUUCUCGAUCAUCUGAUGAAAUCUCUGAAGGCACUUCAUCUACUUCGCUAAGCAUUGUUGGCCCAGCUGGUGAUGAAUCUCCUUGUGUGUUGGAAACGCUUAAUACUCAGUCUACGAGUUCGAUAUCAGAAUGUUACUUUCCAACUGUCUAUUCCACAUCUGAAGUGGUUGUCAAUUUAUUAGAUGGUAAUCCUGAGACAUGCGUAUCUACUAGUGCAUAUUUAAAUGUACAACUUGCAACUUAUCAUUAUUCUAUGUGUCAUUAUCAAGUUGCUUACCAUUUCACUCUAUUGGCUAUUGAACAAUUGGAGAUUUGUUUCAAUCAAGGCUUACCACCAUCUCCUUAUGUAACUAUUGAAGUUCUACGUAUCAUGUGCAGAGUAUGUAUUAUCAAAAGAAAAUAUGAUUUGGGAUUAAAAAUUAUUCAACAUGCAUUAACGUAUACCAGAUCUGUAUUUGGCUAUCGUAAUCUUAUAUACGCUAAUCUGCUUAUUGAAUAUGGAUGCUUAAUGUUGAAUACGGACAAAACACGGAAAGCAGCAGAAAUCUAUCGGAUUGCAUUAGCUUUAAUAUUAAAUUACUUACCCGGUGCGAGUAUUAUGGUUGCUUUAGCCUUGGAAGCGAUUGCCUAUGCACACUAUGUACUUGAAUAUACAUCAGGUGAUUUCACGUAUGCUUUGAAUUGUGCUGAAAUAGCUGGUCUAAUGCUUCGUCGUUUGAAUUAUGGCGUGUGUAUGCAAGCAGCUUCAGCUAAUCGAGUAAAAGCCUUGAUCAUUGAAGAGAUUGCAAUAGAUGAUAAUGAUCCAUCUAGAACAAGUGCAGAUUUAAAACUGGCACGUGAUCUACACAUGGAGUCUUUAGAACUUUGUGAACGUACAUUUGGAUUAUGGAAUAUUCAGACAGCGAAACAUUUCGGUAAUCUUGGUCGUUUAUAUCAAUCAAUGCAAAAUAAUAAAGAAGCAGAAAUAAUGCAUUUAAAGGCAAUUGAAAUUAAAGAACGACUACUUGGACCAAAUGAUUUUGAAGUUGGCUUAAGUGUUGGUCAUUUAGCUAGUCUAUAUAACUAUGAUAUGGAUCGAUUCAAGGAAGCUGAACAAUUAUAUCUACGUUCUGUACAAAUAAGUUUAAAUUUAUUCGGUCCUACAUACAGUGGAUUAGAAUAUGAUUAUCGAGGCUUACAACGUGUCUAUCAUGAACUAGGCAAUUAUACUGAAAUGCAACGUUAUCAAGGCCUGUUCGACUAUUGGUCUAAAGAGAGACAACGUUUACGGGCUUUAGAACCAGCUGAAUCUUCCGAUUCCCUUGACUUCUUAGAUGAACGUAAUACCAGUGUAACAGAACAAUCACAAAUGUUAAUGGAAUUAUUAAAAGAUUAUAAAUAUCAAUUCAAGUCCAUAUUUGGCGGUUUAUACGCCAGUAGUAGUGAAAGUGAAGAAGGUGACAGUGAACAACAGCAGGUAGUCAAUACAACAAGACGUGAUGCUUAUCCGUUGAAUUUUAAUAAUCCUGGAAAUAGUGCUGGCGGUGUUGGUGGGGGCAGUAUGGAGGCUAGUCGAUCAACAGGCUAUUAACAUUUAUAUAUACAUACAUACAUCUAUGUGUAUAUUCUUUCUUUCUUUCCACAUCUACAUAAUAAUAGUUAUGGACUGUGUUAUAUAUAUAAAUAGUUAUAAAUAAGUUUAUAUUCAGGUUACUUAUACUUUGAAGAAAAAGAAAAACUAAAUCAAUUUUCAGCCACAUUGUUUUAAUUUUAAUACACUUUCAUCAUUAAUUAUUUGACGUUUUUAAAUUUCACUUUUAUAUAUAGCAGCUGCUUUAAUUUUCCUUGUUUUUUCGUGAUGAUAUUUAGUAUUUCAUACUUGUAUAUAUAUAUAACACACAUAAUUGAAUUCAGUAGUAUAUAUAUAAAUGCGCACAUAUACACACGAAUAUUUCCUUCUUUGUUUUCUGUUGUUUGUUUGUUUUUUGUCCGUCUAUAUAGUGGGAAAUAUUAGGCUAAAGUGAAAGAUUAUGCAGUCAAAAGAUUAUCCAGUUUUUAUGAAAGUUUACUUUAAGGACAGGGUAAACAGAAGAAGAAAAAAAAGAUAUUUUAAUUGU